AUGCCUGUAUAUGUGAAAUUCUGUUGUCUGUCUGCACGCAUAAAUAUUAACAGGACAAGCGAGAAAAUGCAAGCAGGGACGUGUAAAGCUACUUCAAUCUCCCCUACUGGAGAUGAGAACAAGUCCAAGCUUGGACGCAUAUCGGAUGGCGAGAAGAGAUCCACAUCAGACAGCCUCGUUACCUCGAGUCCUAGACCAUGGCGUUUCCGGGCCAUCUGCGUCGCUUGGCAGAUGAUAUCGAACCAUCCACGAAAGCGGUGCGGUAGAAGUCCAGACGACGGAGCAGACGGCAACGUAGAAAACCGGAAAGGAUGUUCUAUUGGAUUCCUUUGCGGCGGACUGGACGGUGUCUCAGACAUGGACUCGACGGGAUGGCUGGAGGCGGAAAGGAUGACGCUGUGCGUGGAUGGGUUAUGGAGCUGUGUGUAUGACAAGGCUGACUUCUGGGUUGUGGAUUGA
Aaosphaeria arxii CBS 175.79 is the source of this 459-nucleotide messenger RNA. RefSeq lists its product as uncharacterized. The record is from RefSeq and is a predicted model, not a curated record. The coding region runs from base 1 to 459 and encodes 152 amino acids. The transcript is spliced from 5 exons. Lineage: Eukaryota; Fungi; Ascomycota; Dothideomycetes; Pleosporales.